Molecule: messenger RNA, 1590 nt
Organism: Dichomitus squalens LYAD-421 SS1
Lineage: Eukaryota; Fungi; Basidiomycota; Agaricomycetes; Polyporales; Polyporaceae
Product: WD40 repeat-like protein
Exons: 5
Coding region: 1-1590 (529 amino acids)
Biological process (GO): positive regulation of transcription by RNA polymerase I; rRNA processing
Cellular component (GO): nucleolus
Molecular function (GO): protein binding
Source: RefSeq, a predicted model, not a curated record
AUGGACUACCAGCCUGUAGUCGUCCGCAAACAUGCGCGCCCCGCGUCGACGAAACAUAACGCCGAAUCCAGAUAUUGGCGGCAAUACAAGCACCCCGUCUUCAUCAAGGAAUAUGCGCCUGUUACCUCUGUCCACUUCUCCCCUUCCAAACCUCACCGCUAUGCUGUGACUGCUGCUACUCGCGUGCAGAUUUAUGCGCCAAGAACACAGAAGGUUACCAAGACCAUCUCUCGUUUCAAAGAUGUGGCAAGGAGCGGGAACAUCCGAGGAGACGGCAAGCUCGUCGUGGCUGGAGACGAUACCGGACUAGUGCAGGUCUUCGACAUGAACUCGCGCGCUAUUCUGCGGACGUUUGACGUGCACAAACAACCCGUCCAUGUCGCCAAGUUCUCCGCACUCGACCACACCCAGGUCCUCUCUUGCUCGGACGACACCACCGUCAAGCUGUGGGACAUCCCCUCGCAAGCCGCCAUCACCACCUUCUACGACCACACCGAUUACGUCCGUUCCGGACAGGUCUGCACGCACAACCCUCAUCUCAUCCUCACCGGCUCUUAUGACACAACCGUCCGCCUAUUAGACUCUCGAACGGGAGAGUGUGAGAUGGUAAUGGGCGACGCGUCAAAUCAAUCUGGCACACGCAAUACCGCUCCCGUGGAGCAAGUGCUCAUGUUCCCCUCUGGCACCGCGGCGCUUUCUGCGUCGGGACCUAUCCUUCGCGUGUGGGACAUCGUCGCAGGAGGCCGCUGUACACGAGCCAUGUCAAAUCACCAGAAAACCGUCACGUCUCUAGCAUUCAAUUCAGACGCAAGCCGAGUGCUCACAGGCAGCUUGGAUCAAAUGGUGAAGGUGUACGAUGUGAGCACAUAUCGCGUUGUACACACGAUGCGAUACCCUGCGCCCAUCCUCUGUCUGGCAAUAUCGCCUGACGAGACGCACAUCGCAGCCGGCAUGUCUGAUGGCACUCUGUCAGUCCGCAGACGACAACCGAAGGCGUCUGAACCUGCCGCCCAAGACGUCUUCUCCAUCGCAUCCCUUCGCUCUGGCGCGUUCGAGUCGUUCCUCGGUGGCUCGCUCCCGACUCUCGGCCAAGGGCGGGUCAAGGAGAAGAAAAAGGCAAAACCGGUGGGCGACGUGGACGAGCUGAAAGUGGAGAACAAACGCAAGAAGCGGUUACGGGAAUACGACAGGCUGCUGAAGAACUUCAAGUACUCCGCCGCAUUGGACUCCGUACUCCGCAAGAAUGUGGCGCCCACGACAGCAUUUUCUCUGAUCCAGGAACUCAUCCACAGGGAUGGUCUGCGAACAGCCUUAGGCGGACGCGACGACGUCCUGCUAGAGCCUGUGCUCCGGCUAUUGUUGAAGCACGUCACGGACCCUCGUUUCGGCGAGAUGGUCUGCGACGUCGCCAACAUAGUCAUAGAGAUGUAUACUCCCGUUCUCGGCCAAUCACCACUCAUCGACACCCUCUUCGCGCGACUACGAAAGAAGGUCACAGCUGAGCUCCGCUUCCAAAAAGAGCUGGUCAAGGCUAAGGGCGCGCUAGACAUGCUCCUAGCAUCUGCCGCUCUCUCCGUCGCCCAGUCAUAG